AUGCAACAAUUACCUGCCUUGCAUACAUAUGCGCAUCUCUUAAAGAGGUGAAAAAAUUCGAUGGGGAUUUUAAAAAAUGGAUUGAUGGGCUUAUCAAUAAAAAUUCGCAGGAGAAUUUUUGGAGGGAUGUUAAAAACGAAAUGAAAAAUAUUAAGGAAAAUCUUAAGGAAUGUUCUGACGAAGGCGAGAUGACUGAAUGGGUAAAGAAUCAUUUAGCUUCAGUUAAUAACGAAAAGAUAAUGCGAGAAGGUUCUGUUAAAUAUCUGUUUGCAUUCGAUGAAGCUCGUAUUCUGGUUAGUGAGAACGUUGAAAACAAGAGCCUGUUCUACUAUAUGCGACGUGCUUUAAGUUUUUUUCCCAAAAAAGCUGGCAUUUUUGCAAUCUUUACGGACACACAUUCAAAUAUUUCGGACUUUUCGCCUGCUUCUUACCGCGAUCCAUCUUUAAGAGUUGCGAAAGGAGGGCCUUUGUGGGGUGCACUAUUAUCACCUCCUAAUGAAGCUAAAGGAAUGAAACCAGAGCACAUUGUCGAAUUGGCAAUGGACAAGCUUAUUGGUGGAGAGGAUUUCAGUAAUUGGAGGAAAAAAUUUCAAAAUAAAAUUGGUAUUUUGGAAACUUUGGCUAUUCUUGGACCACGUUUAUGUAUCGAAAUAGUGCCACAAACUGGGAUUGC
Molecule: messenger RNA, 673 nt
Organism: Racocetra fulgida
Lineage: Eukaryota; Fungi; Glomeromycota; Glomeromycetes; Diversisporales; Gigasporaceae
Source: the annotation of a GenBank genome assembly